Messenger RNA from Cyphellophora attinorum, 2712 nucleotides. RefSeq lists its product as uncharacterized. Gene Ontology annotation, biological process: vesicle-mediated transport. Gene Ontology annotation, cellular component: Mon1-Ccz1 complex; intracellular membrane-bounded organelle. The transcript has 2 exons. The coding region runs from base 1 to 2712 and encodes 903 amino acids. Lineage: Eukaryota; Fungi; Ascomycota; Eurotiomycetes; Chaetothyriales; Cyphellophoraceae. The record is from RefSeq and is a predicted model, not a curated record.
AUGUCAUCCGUAUCGAGCGCCGGGAAAGUGCUUCCGGCGCAACUCGCCUUCCUCACGAUCUACAAUCCCGCCUUCGGUGACAGCGAUGAGACGGAAUACGAGCAGAUCUUCUUCCAUUACUCGAAUGAUCAGCAUGUUCGGAAACAUCAGACGCUGUUCAAGGACAGGCCUGACACGCACAACAAAGCUGCAACAGAGGUAAUUGAAGCCGUGAAGAAUGAGCAGCUGCGUCAGGUAGGUCUUGCUCGUGGCAUGGUCGACUUCGCCAACAACUUCUCCAACGGCACCUCUGUCAGUGCCAUUGAGACCGAGAAGUCCAGGAUUGUUCUACAUGAGCUAGAGCCCGGAUGGUGGAUUCUGGUGUCUAUUGAUCUGACUCGGCUGCCUGCUGCUGCAAAACAGCAGUCACCACCAGAUUCGAAUGUGGAAUUCUCUUCCCGGGAAGUCGCACCUGGGCAGCUGCUCAUAGCUCAGCUGCAACGAGCUCACGAUAUCUUCUUGCUUCAUCAAGCGGCAAAUCUCAAUGACCUGCAUACUCGUCUGGGACGUCCAAGGUUCAGUGCAGUGCUUGAAAAAUACUGGACCAGGUUCAGCAGCCGGUGGGACGUGCUGCUUCACGGAAAUCCCAUAGUGGACGUCUACAAUGGCACGAAGCUGGCGGGUGGAGGUGAGCUCGGGAUAGGUGUGGGCGAAGAGGAAUGGGGCAGCGGCGAACGUGAAGUUCUGGAAGACUUCGUCCAUCGGACCGAAGGCCUCAAGGAUCUCAUUGUGGGUCGCUAUGGCGAUGCUGCUCCUGCAGUCGAUCUUCCAGAAAAGACCGCUCAGGAUCCAACACCCUGGCUCGGCACUGGCAAUGAGCCUCUGGCUGCGGAUGGUCUUGUCUUCUCCGGCAUAGGUGCUCUGUCGAGGCGCUCUCUUGCGACUGUGUCCCAGUGGAUGGAAGCAAUAUCCACGGAUGGCGACAAUGCUUACGGCGUGGGUGAUAAUCCAAGCUCUCGGCCCAGAGCACGAAGAAAGAAGCAGAGGACGGAUGCACGACUUCAUGGCAGGCAGCCGCUCCAUGAGGGAGUCCUGAGCCCGAAGUAUCGUCACUCUCGUGAUAAGUCGCCAGAUUCCGGCAAAGCGACGAGGAAUGGCUCCUCUGCUCCGCCCCGAAUCCCUCCACCUGUUACCGGCAUCGUCGAAAGAGCGCUCGCGGACGCAACGAGAAGUGCAGAGGAGAGUGACAAAUCGCCACGCGCAGCAGAGCAUUCCGGAUCGUACUUCGACUCUGAUAAAAUGGUCAGCUAUCUAAAGCUCGGGUAUGGUUCGAGCUGGACUCUAAAUCCGAAGGGUUUUUCAGCUGGACAGAAUGAGGAAUCAAAUGCAAAACAGCCCGACACGUGUGAAGUAUCUGUGAAGGACACCGUUCCAGAGACUCCACAGGAAGAACUCAAUCAGAUCGAUCCAGUCCCCGAGAUGAGCGAUAACGAUGAGCAUGCUGCAGCGCCUUUCGUCCAGCGUGUCGAGCACUCGAUAGGUCGCUUCCUCAUUGGCCUUCCUGGCGAUCUUGAGAACGCCGAGUUCGAGGCCGAAGCCACCGACGAGCCUGGUCAUGAGACAGCUAUAGACGCAGCCCGGGACAGCUCGCGUAUCUUCAUGAGGACAGUCACUGUGCAACUCGACCAUCGACACCGCUCACAACGCCGUAAUUCGACGUCUCCGAUCAGAUCGUCCGAAAGUCAUGACAAACUACGGGUGAUCGUCUACGUACACAGACCAUUCAUUUUCGUUUUCCUGUUCGAUCUCCAGACUGCCUCCUUGACGAUGCCAAGUUCCUAUCGAUCUAUCCACCAUCAGCUAGGACCUCUACAGAAGCCGUUAUUACGCAGCACAGAUCCUGCUCGUAUCCCUGAACGCCUCAUGGACGUGCUAGGCGACAAAGUCAAUCAGCUUGGCUCUGCUGGCAUAUACGACUGGAUCUAUGAUCCUGCAAAGCUCACUGUCCGGACAAGCAUUCCCAACAUCCCACUCCCGGGCAGUUUAGCUGCUGAGGGUAUGCUUGGAGUGACAUCUGGGGCAAAAUCAGCUCAAAGCCGCAGUGCUUCAGGCGCAUGGUACACGCUGGGCAUACCGAUAGGAGCGCCUUCUCCACCUCUUGUCGAAGCUAGCUCCGCCGCUUCUCGUCAGAACACAACACUCGUCCGAUCUGACUACACACGUCUCGAUGCUUUGAACAUCCACUCUCAGCUCCUCCACACCUACAUCGCCACACGACCUGGGCAAGGUGGCGAAGACGAGAUAGAACGUACCGUCAAGACCGCUCGAGGCUGGUGGAUAGUCUGGAUGCGCAGCUCCUUAAGCCCGAGCACUACCCUUCCAGUCACACCAAAUGACAGUGCAGCUCCCAGUCCAGGUCCUGCCGUUCCAAAUCAGCUUUCUCGUCAGCAACGCGAGGGGUCAAGACCUGACUUCGACGGCCGUGGUGUCGAGAUCGAGGCUUUCCUGGUGCGGCGAGCCAUCGAUCCUGGGAAUGCUAAAGUUGAGCAGAAGCGCAACGGCAGUAGUGGGAGAUGGCUUGGUCUGGGAGGUAGCGACGCUGGUAGGUCUGUGAGUGGGGCUAGUGCUGCAAGUUCAUCCGUCGCGACGCCUACGAGUGCGAGAGGCGUUGUGGAGGGGAUGGGCAUUGAUGCAAGGAAGUGGGUUGAGGCUUUAGCUAAGCUGAGUUGCUAA